Debaryomyces tyrocola is the source of this 3198-nucleotide messenger RNA. NCBI's taxonomy places the organism in Eukaryota, Fungi, Ascomycota, Pichiomycetes, Serinales, Debaryomycetaceae. The record is from the annotation of a GenBank genome assembly.
AUGGAGAAGCUAUCUGCAUUUCAAAUAAAUAAUAAGUACAAAUUAUUUCAGUUGGCCAAAGAGUUGAAUUCGACUAAGUUCUUCGAAACAUGUUUAAAUGACAACCAGUACAAGAUAAUAAGCUAUCUAUUGUCGACAGACAACUACGAAUUGUGGUCUAACUUUUUGGAAGGAAAUUGUUAUUUGCAAGUGAGCAAGAGCCCGACCACAGAAAAAUCGGACCAAGCAGACGAAGAAAAUGAAGAAAUUAUAGAAGAGGGCCACAAGCCUAUAAAAAUGUUGGCAUUACACAUUAGAUAUCUUUUAUGGGAAAAAGCUAUAGAUUUUUAUUAUUCGUCAAAGGACUUAGAUCAAUCUGUAUAUACAAUCGAAGAAGUCACUGAUGAUUACGAAUUAAUUGACAAACUAGAUAAAAUGCCAGAGGAGAAUGUUGCAAAUGGCGAAGGAACUGAAAACGACUCGACAUUGGAGACCAAAGCUGCACCUAUUGCGAGAGAGGAAGAAGACGAUUAUGACGAUGAAGAAGACGAAGAAGAAAAAGAAAAAGAAGAAACUGACAAGAAGAGCGUCCAUAACUCGGAAGAUCAUGCUAUGCUGGGAGAUGUGACAUAUAACGAUGAUCACCAGGCGAUACUUGAAGUUCCUUCAAGUUUAUUUGAAGAAAAACCAGAACCAGAGACUAAUACAGAACUAGAACAACCGUCAACCACAGAAUCAAGGCUUAAUAUAGAGGAGCAAGAAAACUUAAUUAAAGAAUUUAACAAAGUAUAUCAUAAUUUUGAAUACGACAGAGAGACAUUAAUAAAGAGAAGAAAAUUGGAAAAGUCUGAUAUGCAGCUAGAAGAGGCGGGCUCGGAUGACAUUGAUGGCAUUCAAAAUGGUACUGAAAACACGUCCAAUAUUGACGGCGCUGACAACAUGGUAAUAAACCUUGGUUCGGCUUCCCUUUCAUUAAAACAUUUACUUCAAACUAUUCAGCAACAAAGAGACGAGAUCCCAUUAAAUGAUUUUGAGUUGCGUACCUUAUUCAUGGAUGUUAGGAAGAAUCGAGGUAAAUGGGCAAAUGAUGAAAGAGUCGGACAGGAAGAGUUAUAUGAGGCAUGCGAGAAAGUAGUUAUGGAUUUGAGAGGUUAUACUGAACAUUCAACUCCUUUUUUAAAUAAAGUUUCUAAAAGAGAGGCCCCAAAUUAUGGUUUGAUUAUUAAAACGCCAAUGGACCUUAACACAGUCAUGAAAAAAUUAAAAGGUUUACAGUAUAAUUCAAAAGAAGAAUUUGUUAACGAUUUGAUGCUUAUAUGGAAUAAUUGUUUGACCUACAAUGUAGAUCCAAAGCAUUUUUUACGGGCGCAUGCCAUUGCAAUGCAAAGAAGAACACAAAAGCUUAUUCCCUCCAUCCCAAAUAUAACUAUAAGAAGUAGAGCAGAUGUCGAAAAGGAGGAAGAGUUAGAAAACGAGGAGAAAGGCUCGCCUAUUGGUGCAGGUAAAUCAUCUAAGAAAGGUAGAAAGAGAACAAGAGAAGAUCAAAUUAAGACAGAGGAUGAUACCAAUAAUGAGUCGCCUGACCCAUCAUCACUUUCAGAGACGCCCGCCACAGGGGUAAGUGCAACCGAAGCACCAUCAGUAGGAAAUGAAAAUAAAAAGGCCGAUGCAAUAGAUCAGGAUAAUGAAGAAGAAGAAGAAGAAGCUGAUCCCGAUGUACGGGAGGAUAACGAUAAUGACAACAAUGAUGAUGAAGACGAAGUUGGUCCAGAGCUACAAGCAUGGCGUACUUUGACGGCGAAAUCGAGAGCCCAUUAUUGCGCACAAAGAGCAGGCUUAUUUGAUGACAACUACAAGCUCAAACCUAAUGCCGAAGCUAUCAUAAGAGAAUCCAAUGAGAUGAGUAAUUUCAACCAUUAUCUUAAUAACACACUGGUUGUAUCUAAAAGUAGCAAUUUACUUGAAAACGACGAGCCUUAUUUAUUAGAAUAUGACAUCACUGGUGGGUUGCCAGGAUUCAAGUAUAGCGGUGUCAAUGAAGAAGACGAAGAGAGAAGAGAACAAAGAUUAGUCGAUGUUUAUUUACAACAAGCUGAUGGUGAUGCUAGUAAGAUUAAGUCGCCUUUUGUACUUCCAACAGACAGCGGAUUAAACAAAGUUUAUCUUGAGAACAUAUCUGAGAUGCAAGAAAUAAGGAAGAUAUGUUUCAAGAUCUCCCUUAUCCGUCAGAUGCAAACGCAGCUGUUUGUACAUCAUACUCAGUUAAGGCAACCAGAGAUCGAUGCUCUUAAAGAAGUCGAUGUCGAUCCUGUUUCCAAAUUAUCUAAUCAUGACCCCUUCCAUAAAGAUAUUCAGUACUCUAUUCUAAGGCGGAAUAUUUCUAAGAUUGCAAUGCAAACAGGGUAUGAAACUACACAACCUGCUGCGAUUAAUACCUUAACUCAGCUCGCAGAGAGAUAUAUGGAAAAUUUGAUUAAAUCGAUUAAAUUGCAUUCUGAAAGUAGUUCGUCUAACAAAUUGACGACUAGAGAAAUUCUUUUAUUGUCUCUUUUAGAGAAUGGUAUUGAUAAGCCAGAUGAUCUUUAUACAUUUGUGAAGGAGAAGAUUGUCAAGCAGCAAGCAAAAUUGAAGGAUUUGAGAGUGAAAUUAUCUAACUUCCUCAAAGAAUUAUUAAAGCCAGGAUUAGAAAACUUCAAUGAGAAGAGUUUUGAUGAUAAUAGUGAACAAUUUAUGACAGGUGAUUUUUCAAAUGACCUUGGUGACGAUUUCUUUGGGUUUAAAGAACUUGGAUUGGAUAAGGAAUAUAAAAUGUUAAGCUCUUCUAUUCCGAUUUAUCUUUUGCAUUCAAGACUUCAUAACUCGUAUAGUGCUAACGGAAUCAUCAGCAAACGAAAUAAAUAUGAAGAUUUGAAAGAAUACAAUGUCCCCAAAUUAUAUGCAUCCGAUAUAGAAAACCAAAUUGGCAUAUUGACUCCAUUUUACUCGAAAUUGUUGGACAAGUCGAAGCAUCAUUUCGUGAAGGUCCAGAAGAAAAAAGGUGAAAGUACUACGUUACCUGAAAAUGAUAAAUUAGUGUUAAUAGAAGAUGAAGAAUUGCCGCAGAAACAGAGAAAUGUUCGCCCUCGAUUACCACCUACUGGUAAAAUCACAUCGACGAAGAAGAAGAUUAUUGCUAACUCUUUUAUCUUACCAGAUGAAGAGGAGUUGGCUGUAUCAUAG